CAACAGAAAUAACCACGUUGCGCGUGUGCGAGGCAGGAAGUUAUGCUGUCUACGCAACUGAUAAAAACCAGCACUUUAACCUUGAAUGAAAAACAUGCGUAAGACGGCGAUCUGAAAAGCAUGUCAGCUGUCAGCCUAGCGGUGAAAGAGCGGCGAGCGUCGCAUCUUAAACGGGGGAGCGGGCUGAACGUGCAGUCGUCGCAUUACGCGGUAACAAACUCUCCGGAUCAAUCUGAGAAGGCAGACGUGAGAUGGAGCCGGGAGACGCGUCAGCUCACACCGCUGGAUGACUGCGAGCGGCUCGGGACGCUGUUCGGACAGGUGAAUAAGUGCCUGCGGGGGGUGGGCUUCUGCCAGCUGUACUUCGGGGACAAGAUCGUGGAGCCCGUGGUGGUGGUCCUCUUCUGGGUGAUGCUGUGGUUCCUCGGCAUCCAGGCUCUGGGCCUGGUUGGAGCUCUGUGCAUCGUCAUCAUCUACAUCCAGAAGUGAUGCCUCGUUGGUUGGUGGGCUGUGCUCCUUCCAUCAGCCGCAGGUUCUUCACACUACCUGGCCUUCAGCAGACCAGUGGACACAUCAAAAGUGCCUUGCAUGGAGUUUUAUAUGACAUACUUAUGCACGGCGUUUGGUAGCAGUAAUAUUUUUCUUUUUGUAGUCAUUCAGAGCUUUUGAAAAUGUAUUUUUUUUAACUUAUUGUUACAUCCCGGUCUAGGGUCAAGGAGUAAACGGGGAGGACAACGGGGAAUGGGGAGGGAGAAAAGAGAAAUGACUCACAGACUAGUUAUAGUUAAGAUCGGAUAUAUUUGAAGUAUAUUUUGAUAUAGUGAGAUAAAUGUGAAACACCAGGGUGACCUUCAGGAGCAGCAAAGGCCACAAUAAUAAGCAAAACGAGUGAAAUACCUACGUGAGCACCAGCUAAGGCUUCCAUAAACAAAAAGAAAAGAAAACAAAAGACAAUAGCUACCCUUAUUAACCACAAAACAGAGACAAACGAUUGACAUGCAAAAAUAAGGGGCAGCCACUCCCUACAAGCCUUACACAGAAAUAUAUACAGAUUAUUUACAAAGAAUACACAGGGCAACCAAGUCCAAAUCGAAAUGCAAACAGGGUAGUCAUUAGCCAAACACUGGGCCUGAAAGACAUACACAUCAUAACGCGGAAAAACCAAAGUCAAAUCGAAAUCCGAAAGAGGAAUCACAGAGAGACAAAACAAGAUCGUUAUACACAGGAAAUCAAAUACAAGAAGUGCAAGGAACAAAGAGCAAAGGCAGCAAAAGCUGUUAAAUGGGGUUGCGGGUCUUGUUUUACAGUGCUAUAUCAGAUGAGAGGCAGGAUAGAGAAACGAAGUGAAGAAACCAGUUUGUGCAGUUUUGGCACUGCGUUUGGAGGGAGGGAUGGAAGACCUGGAAGCGGAUCAGCUGGACGGCAGAAUCGAAACGGAUCUAAAGGGAAAUGGAGAGACAUACACACCCACAUAUAUGGACGUAACAAUAUGCAUCUUUGUAAGAUUGAAAAAUUACAAAACUGACUGAUAGUGAAACCACAGUGUAGGAAGUACUCUGCUGGGUAAAUGAAACCUUAGACACUUCAGCACUUCUUGUCAGUAUUAGAGACCUGAUUGAAUGACUCUUACACAGUCUGCUAAGAACUAUGACUUCAUUGUUUUUCAGCAUGCAACAGAUCUUCAACCCAGAUACAGUUUACAUGUCUGCAAGUUUAGACUCGAGUUAACCUGGGCACUUUACUACGGUAAUCCUUACCAGGCUUUGUUUACUAUACUGUAUGCAUCACAGUUUAAUUUCUCUUUUAAAAAUCUCUUUAAUGACUUUAAUCUCUUUGACUUGUUGUGGGCUCUUUGUGAUUCUUCUUGAGAGCUUUGGUGCAACACUGGCAUGAAAGUGAAACCUAUUUAAUGGUUUCAUAGCUGAAGGGAAGGCUUAACUGAAAACGGCCAUUUGCACUUCUGCUGCCCCAAUGGAUGAAUAUAUGUCCCAGAUCUAGGUGAGCUAAUGGGCCAGUGUGCUUGCUUGUACGGAUUUGUUUUACAUCACUGUGAUUUUAUUUCAGAAGUGUCACAGCCCAUGGUUAUGAAUGCAAGGACGUUUAGACUCAUCUGAGUUGUACCUUUUGGCUGUAAGUUUUACGACAUCUACUCAUCUCCUCUUUGGAGAUGUUCAGACUCACGCUUGCCUUUUUAACAUCAUAUCUCACUUUUGCAGCCUUCUGUUUCUGGAAAUGGGCAUGGUGCCUCAAAAAGAUUGUGGAAUUUAAGUUUCUUACUCAGGACCCUGUACUGGAAAAGUGACUAGAAGAUUGUUGAAUGUUUAGUCCUCUGAGGGGAACAUGGUGGCUUAACACUGUAGCCUCAUACCUCCAGGGUUAAAUGUCUCCACCUCCUUGUAUGGAGUUUGCAUGUUAUCCCUGUGUCUGCAUGAGUUUCCUCCAGUUUCUUUCCGCGAUCCAAAAACAUGCACUUUGAUGAAUUGGUGUCUGUAAAUUGACGUGUGUGUGUGUGUGCGCGUGUGUGCGUGUGCGUGUGUGUGUGUGUGUGUGUGUGUGUGUGUGUGUGUGUGUGUGUGUGUGUGUGUGUGCGCGCGCCUGGAAAUGGAUUUGCAUGCAGUCCAGACUCAGGCUCGGUGGAUAAUUAGCUCUUUUUAAUUCGAGUUAUAAUUUUUUUUACUUUAAUGUUCCAUUUUGGCUAAAGAUUCUAUUAGAAUUGUUCUUAAGCAGAUUCGGAACAUGAAAAAUGGUGAUAAGUUGAAUGGACUGCAAACUGAAAUCUAAUUUUAAUAAAUAAAUCAUAUAAUAAUA
Molecule: messenger RNA, 2808 nt
Organism: Brienomyrus brachyistius
Lineage: Eukaryota; Metazoa; Chordata; Actinopteri; Osteoglossiformes; Mormyridae
Exons: 2
Coding region: 121-489 (122 amino acids)
Cellular component (GO): intracellular membrane-bounded organelle
Source: RefSeq, a predicted model, not a curated record